This is a messenger RNA of Lacerta agilis (Sand lizard), 2841 nucleotides long. RefSeq names its product microtubule affinity regulating kinase 3 (gene MARK3). Gene Ontology annotation, molecular function: ATP binding; protein serine/threonine kinase activity. Bases 111 to 2423 code for a protein of 770 amino acids. Lineage: Eukaryota; Metazoa; Chordata; Lepidosauria; Squamata; Lacertidae. Gene Ontology annotation, cellular component: cytoplasm; plasma membrane. The record is from RefSeq and is a predicted model, not a curated record. Gene Ontology annotation, biological process: protein phosphorylation; intracellular signal transduction. The transcript is spliced from 19 exons.
UAUAUAUAUAAAUAACUUCGGAGGGGGGAGGGUGUUAGGAUUUUAUAUAUCUGUAUACACCAUACGUUAGCUGGAUUUUGCCAUUGCAAACGGUGCUUCAGCGCAAGUGGAUGAAAAUGUCCACUAGAACUCCGCUUCCCACAGUGAAUGAACUGCCCACCGUGAAUGAAAACGAUGCCGGAACAUCAGUAGGGGAAAGCUUUUCUGAAAAGCAUACCUCUCAUGGCGAAGGACGGCAGGAAGCUCCCCCUCGACCUAGUCGGUCUGGUGCCCGCUGUAGGAAUUCUAUAGCUUCCUGUGCAGAGGAACAACCCCAUAUUGGGAAUUACCGGCUUCUUAAAACAAUUGGAAAGGGGAAUUUUGCAAAAGUCAAACUGGCCAGACACAUUCUUACUGGCAGAGAGGUUGCAAUAAAAAUAAUCGACAAAACACAGUUGAACCCAACUAGUCUACAGAAGCUAUUCAGGGAAGUGAGGAUAAUGAAGAUUUUAAAUCAUCCCAAUAUAGUUAAAUUAUUCGAGGUAAUUGAAACCGAAAAAACACUCUACUUAAUCAUGGAGUAUGCAAGUGGAGGGGAGGUGUUUGACUAUCUAGUUGCACAUGGAAGAAUGAAGGAAAAGGAAGCAAGAGCUAAAUUUAGACAGAUAGUAUCUGCAGUGCAGUAUUGCCACCAAAAGCAUAUUGUUCAUAGAGAUCUCAAGGCUGAAAAUCUGUUGCUUGAUGCAGACAUGAACAUUAAAAUAGCCGAUUUUGGUUUUAGCAAUGAGUUUACAGUUGGAAAUAAACUGGACACAUUUUGUGGCAGUCCUCCAUAUGCUGCUCCGGAACUCUUCCAAGGCAAGAAGUAUGAUGGACCUGAAGUAGAUGUUUGGAGCUUAGGUGUCAUUCUUUACACUCUUGUGAGCGGUUCUCUGCCUUUUGAUGGGCAGAAUCUAAAGGAACUGAGAGAAAGAGUGCUGAGAGGGAAAUACAGGAUUCCAUUCUACAUGUCAACGGACUGUGAAAACCUACUGAAACGUUUCCUGGUGCUAAACCCAACUAAAAGAGGCACUCUUGAGCAAAUUAUGAAGGACAGAUGGAUCAAUGCAGGGCACGAGGAUGAUGAACUUAAGCCUUUUGUUGAACCAGAGCUAGACAUCUCGGACCAGAAGAGAAUAGACAUUAUGGUUGGAAUGGGAUAUUCUCAAGAAGAAAUACAGGAAUCUCUUAGUAAAAUGAAAUACGAUGAAAUCACUGCUACAUACUUGCUACUGGGGAGAAAAUCAUCAGAGUUGGAUGCCAGCGACUCAAGUUCCAGCAGCAACCUUUCGCUUGCGAAAGUCAGGCCAAGUAGUGAUCUCAACAACAGUACUGGACAAUCUCCCCAUCACAAAGUGCAGAGAAGUAUAUCUUCCAGCCAGAAGCAGCGACGGUACAGUGACCAUGCUGGUCCAUCUGUUCCUCCAGUAGUGGCAUAUCCCAAAAGAAGUCAAACUAGCACUACAGACAGUGACCUCAAAGAAGAAGGUAUCCAGUCUCGGAAAUCCAGCAGCAGCACUACUGGAGGAAGAGGGGUUGCUCCUGCUAGCCCUAUGCUUGGGAAUGCCAGCAAUCCAAAUAAGGCUGAUAUUCCUGAGCGUAAGAGAAGCUCUGCUGCACCCAAUAACAACACUGCACCUGGGGCCAUGACGCGGCGAAAUACAUAUGUUUGUAGUGAAAGAACAACCGCAGACAGACAUUCAGUCAUUCAAAAUGGCAAAGAGAGCAGCGCUAUUCCUGAUCAGAGAACUCCAGUUGCUUCAACUCACAGCAUUAGCAGCGCAACAACACCUGACCGUAUCCGUUUCCCAAGAGGAACUGCCAGUCGCAGCACUUUCCAUGGCCAGCUGAGAGAACGGCGCACUGCCACUUACAAUGGGCCCCCUGCAUCACCCAGCCUGUCUCAUGAAGCAACCCCACUUUCGCAAACACGAAGCAGGGGCUCCACUAACCUGUUCAGUAAAUUGACUUCAAAGCUGACGAGGAGAAACAUGUCAUUCAGGUUUAUCAAAAGGCUCCCAACUGAAUAUGAGAGGAACGGGAGAUAUGAGGGCUCAAGCCGCAACGUGUCCGUUGACCAGAAGGAUGACAACAAAGAGGCCAAGCCCCGUUCGCUGCGAUUCACCUGGAGCAUGAAGACCACCAGCUCCAUGGACCCUAACGAUAUGAUGAGGGAAAUCCGCAAGGUCCUGGAUGCCAAUAACUGUGACUAUGAACAGAGGGAGCGUUUCUUGCUUUUCUGUGUCCAUGGAGACGGCCACGCGGAGAACCUCGUACAGUGGGAGAUGGAGGUGUGUAAGCUGCCAAGACUGUCGCUGAACGGAGUUCGCUUCAAAAGGAUAUCGGGAACAUCCAUAGCUUUUAAAAACAUUGCUUCCAAAAUUGCCAAUGAAUUAAAGCUGUAAUGGGAAGAGCAAUCAAGUUUGUAAAUUUAAAAGUAGCAAAUUUCAAGUGGGUUUUUUUGUUUUUGUUUUUUGAGAACACCAGUGGAAAUGUAUAGAAUAAUAUUUAGGGCAAUAAUUUCUGCAUCUUCUGAAUCAUGAUAUUAAAACUGUUGAGACAAGCUGCUGAGCUGGGAGGGAGAAUUGGACUUUUUAUAUAUAUACAUAUAUAUAUAUAUAUGCACUACAGCAUUAAAGUUGCCUACUAUGUAAAAUAUUAUUCCCUUCUGCUUUAUUUCCAUUGCUCCGAGUCUUGGCGAACAAUCUGAAACACCCAAAUAUAUACAUUUGAAUAUUCCUCUUGUUUGUGUGGAUGUGUGAAUGUACCGUAUGUGUGUAAAAUUAUAAUAUAAAAAGUAUUAUAUGUAAACCAUUUAAAGCA